This is a messenger RNA of Dendronephthya gigantea, 1759 nucleotides long. Its product is annotated as acid-sensing ion channel 1-like. Gene Ontology annotation, cellular component: membrane. Lineage: Eukaryota; Metazoa; Cnidaria; Anthozoa; Malacalcyonacea; Nephtheidae. The record is from RefSeq and is a predicted model, not a curated record. The transcript is spliced from 7 exons. Gene Ontology annotation, molecular function: ligand-gated sodium channel activity. Bases 1 to 1308 code for a protein of 435 amino acids. Gene Ontology annotation, biological process: sodium ion transmembrane transport.
AUGCCAGAAGAACCAAAGCCAAAGGAAAAAUCGUUAUUUAUCGAAUUUACAGAAUCAACAACUCUUCAUGGAAUCCGACAUGUUUUUUGUGGCGACUCGAAACUUCGUCGCUUGAUAUGGUUUGUGUGUACCCUUGGAUCAACUGCAGUCUUUGUCACGUCCAGUGCAAAGCUGUUAAACUCUUAUAUCAGAGGAGAUAUUGCCACUCGAAUCACCGUCAAACAUCAAAAUAAUAUAAUGUUUCCCGCCGUCACUAUCUGCAAUUUCAAUCCACUACGGAAGAGUUACCUGAAACAACUAAACAUCUCAGAUCCUGAAAGAUUCGCUCGUAUUUUGCUCUAUGAAGCAGAGCCGAAUGAUGCUGACCGUAAGAAGUUUUUCUUAACCUAUGUUAAUGCAGAAGAAUUUUUUAGAAACGGAAGUCAUAAAAUAAAAGAAAUGCUGCUCAAUUGCACACUACAAGGAAGAAAAUGUUUACCAGAAGAUUUCCAACUGGUCGAUACAAAUAUGGGUUUCUGUUAUACGUCUAACUUUGAUAAAAGACUUGCAAAUUCUAGCAAGAUCUUCAAACCGGGAGAAAGGUAUGGUUUAUCUAUGACGCUAAACACUCAAAUUAAAGAGUAUACUCACAGACUUGCUCCAGCGAUUGGAUUCAAAAUUUUAGUCCAAGAGAAAAACGAGGUUCCACUCACCGACGUAAAUGGUUUUGCAACGAUGACAGGAGUGUCGACGUUUGUUGCAAUCCGGAAAAAUGCGGUGAAAUCAUUACCCUGUGAAAACAGACGAACUUUGGACAAAUCAUUGUAUACAAGAGCUAAGUGCUUUGAAGAUUGCAGAAGAAGAUAUAUUUUUAAAAGAUGUAAUUGCACCUAUCCCACAGGCAUGGGGCCUUACCAGUCGUGCACACUGGAAAAGCUGUUCACAUGUGUUGCCUACGAAGACGAACGAUUUGCUUCACUCGUGAAUAUGUGUUCAUGUCCACAACCUUGUGAACACGUCUUCUAUGGCACAACUCUAUCGUAUGGCAUCUACGAACCAGAAACGGUUUACAGCACCGAUCUCAUUGAAGCAUAUUUGGAAAAAAAUAGUUAUGUUCAAGUGAAAAUAUUCUUUGAAGACUUAAGUGUUACCGAAGUUAAAGAUAUGCGAAAAUACAGUUGGUCUGACCUGCUUGCUGCAGCUGGUGGGAUGCUGGGGUUAUUACUUGGAGCAAGUGUUUUAACCGUUGUGGAGUUCCUUGAACUCUUAAUAACACUUCUCGGAACAAGGUUCUCAAAAAACAAAGUCAGAGCCAUCAACAGUCGCUAAAAUCCAAUCAUACAUAUUCACGACAAAGAGAACAUUUUCGUAUGCAUUUUAUAUGGAACCAAUGCCAAUUGGAUUAGCAUGUGUUAAAGAUCUUUUAACACGAUCCAAUUUUGUUUGAUCCAACCAUCCAACUCACUUUUGAUGGAUGUUUUAUAAUCUGUUGUGUAAUGUACUGUAUAUGAGCAGCAAACCCACUGAAGCCAAUGCACUAUUGCUUCAUCAAUAAUUGCCAUUCAUUAUCCAGAUGACAUUUCAGGAUGCUUAUAGAUAGAGUUAUAACAGCCUCUAGAAGACCGAACUGCUAAAAACUCCCACGCCACUCUAGCUCCGUCCCGCUGCCGCAUCUUGGAUGUCCAUGCAUAAUAAAAAGCAUGCAGUAACUUAAUUUUAUUGCCCUAUACGAAAAUCAUCAUCCCUGCUUGUUUGCUGCCCCGCAUAGCCAUAGAGUACU